UGCGGUACCAAGCUUGUGAAAAAAAAAUGUAUCCCGGCCAAAGAAACAAACGGCCAUAUGCAGAACAUACAAACUCUGACAAGAAUGUCAGAAGACGUGAUAUGUAUGGGCAAAUAUCGCCUGAUAAAGGCAAUGUUACUACAACGCUGCACCAAAGAACUUGAGCUGCAAAAAUGGAAUAGCUCCAUAAGAUCGACAGUUGAUCCAGAUGAAAGAGUAAGGUAUCAAUGUCACCCUAUGAUUCGAAAAGAUAGUGCUCUUAUCAUAAGAGAGGCUUCUUCUAUUGACGACGAAGUUGGCAGCAACCAUGAUGUUAAUACUUCCUCAAGUUCUUUUGAUAAAGGAAAAAAUGCCACCCAUGCGUUUUCUGUAUUUGAAAGAGGAUGAACAUCGCGUACAUCUAAGGGACAACAUAAUGUCUUCGCUACUGCCACAAGCAAAGGUUAGUAUU
This is a messenger RNA of Nicotiana attenuata, 451 nucleotides long. RefSeq lists its product as uncharacterized. The transcript is spliced from 3 exons. The record is from RefSeq and is a predicted model, not a curated record. The coding region runs from base 58 to 387 and encodes 109 amino acids. NCBI's taxonomy places the organism in Eukaryota, Viridiplantae, Streptophyta, Magnoliopsida, Solanales, Solanaceae.